Molecule: messenger RNA, 1053 nt
Organism: Trypanosoma cruzi
Lineage: Eukaryota; Euglenozoa; Kinetoplastea; Trypanosomatida; Trypanosomatidae
Exons: 1
Coding region: 1-1053 (350 amino acids)
Source: RefSeq, a predicted model, not a curated record
AUGACAGCUUCUUUGGUACCGUUGGUGCAGUUCUCGCAGGAAUCCCUGUAUUUUCCUCUCCCCCCAAAGGAUAUCAUCAUUGAGAAUAUUGUUCAGGUGAAGAAUUUGCUUGAGUGUACGGAAGAAAAGACGGAGAACAUUAUAGUUUUUAAGGUUCUUUGUACAGUACGCAAUCGCUACGGCGUGAAGCCUUCAGUCGGCUUUAUAUUUCCCACGGAAAGUGUUAAAAUUAAAUUUCUUCUUGAUCUCCCACAACUACGACGACAAGGAGGCGCUGAAGCUGCUUUGGUUUUGCCCAAUGCAAAAACGCAGGACAAUAUGUUUGUGGAUAUUGCCGUCCUUCCCAAAGAUCAGGCAAAGACGUACAUGGAGAGCUUAAAUGAAAACGGGAAUGGGAAAAAUAUUGGACGCAGCUCCUCUAGGAUGUAUGUAGAACAGGCCGCCGCCUUCUGGAAGACGCUGGGGCAAAUAAAACCAGGAAAUGUACAGGUUGUACGUCGUCAAUUGAGCUGCGUGUACGGAGACAAGGGCGUCCCAGAGAGUCUUGUCAUGCGGAUGGGUGGGUACGGGACCAAGCUGCUGGAGAGCCCACAAGUGGUUACCCCUUCAGGGAGUGAUGCUGUCUCUACACCGUCACCACCCGCGGUCCCAAAAUCGCGUUUCCACACAGUUAAGACAGACACACAAAGAAAAUCCCCACCCGUCGCCCCGCCGCGUUUAUCGGUGGCUGGAUCCGCCAGGAAUCGAGAUAUGAAGUCUCCCUCCACGGAAUCCGGGGGCGUUGUGUCUUCACCGCGAGCCAAGAAUAAUUUAGUUCCCCCAACGGUUCUCCACAACAGCGGCGCUGGCGGGGGUAUUACAAUUAACUCGCGUCCAGCAGCCGUAAUUGCACAUCCCACGCCUGCACUAGCGCAGCGGAAGCAAAAAGUUUGGAAGGACUGCCUGUGUUUUAGAGUAUCUUUUCGACUUUUGGCAGCGUUGCUUGUCCUAUCGUUUCUAUGUGCAUUAUUUGAAAGUGGAACAUUUUUGAGUUGGUUGUUAAUAGGGCGGUAG